This is a messenger RNA of Endocarpon pusillum Z07020, 1719 nucleotides long. RefSeq lists its product as uncharacterized. Lineage: Eukaryota; Fungi; Ascomycota; Eurotiomycetes; Verrucariales; Verrucariaceae. Gene Ontology annotation, molecular function: cystathionine gamma-synthase activity; pyridoxal phosphate binding. The coding region runs from base 1 to 1719 and encodes 572 amino acids. The record is from RefSeq and is a predicted model, not a curated record. Gene Ontology annotation, biological process: transsulfuration. The transcript has a single exon.
AUGAGGACGGGCUAUCCACGAUUUUUCAUUCAUCUUACCAUCCAAGAGCUGGAGCAGGAGAUUCUGUCCCGAUAUGGUAGGGAUGGCGAAAAGACCAUGCUGUUCCCAUCUCGCGCCACUGCGACCCGGUGCCAGCAGUUUCUGUUGGAUAAAGAGCCGUCAUUGACCUCCAAUCACGUUCGUUUGAUUGCCCUCAUUCCUUCUGUGCGAGGAAAUGUUCUUGUGCAAGAGACACAGACAGUCGCGUCCGACCUUUUUGCUGUAGCUUUCCCAAGUCGGUGUUCUACGCUUGCGAAGCAGAUGUGGCAGCACUCCGGAGACGGCGUCUCUAGCCGGCGAGGUGAAUUCUGCUUGAAAGCUCUACGGGAAGGUAUACUGUGUAGGGAGGGCGACCAAUCCCUGCCGAACCAAUUGCAGGCUCGGACAUGCAAAGGUCCACGCCGAUACCAGAAGAAGGAGCCUUUGACUGAAAAUGAGCGUGGCAAUGGCAAUGGGGAUUUCCCCGUUCAGCACCCCAGUCCCACCAUCCCAGGUCACGAAGGCAAAGAAUAUUCUCAAUUCGUGGAAGAGCGUUUUGGACGGAAUCUUAACGCAGAUUUAGCCGCCAAGGCGAAGCUGGCAAUUCGCAGACGCAUUGCUGGCUGUCUAACAGACGAUGCGGAACUAGAGAAAGCUCUCGAGGUAUCAGAGGACGUUUCUGGCCACCGAGUGAAUGGACUCUCGGAAGGCGACGUCUACCUCUACCCUACCGGGAUGAGCUCCAUAUUUAAUACCCACCGAAUCUUGAUGGCUCAUCGAGCUGAGCCACGAAAAAGCAUCUGUUUCGGCUUUCCUUAUAUCGACACUUUGAAGAUCCUGGAGAAAUGGGGUCCCGGAUGUCUCUUUUAUGGGAACGGGUCAGACGCAGACCUUGACGACCUUGAGAGACGAUUGACACAAGGUGAAAAAUAUCUGGCACUCUUCACCGAGUUUCCCGGCAAUCCACUACUCAACACCCCAGACUUGAAACGUAUCCGGUCCUUAGCCGACAGGUAUGACUUUGCCGUAGUUGUCGAUGAGACUAUCGGGAAUUUCAUCAAUGUCAACACCCUUGCUCGAGCCGAUGUGGUGGUCAGCAGUCUCACCAAGGUCUUCAGUGGUGAGAGCAAUGUCAUGGGGGGAAGCGCUGUCUACAACCCACAAGGACGCAUGUACCAGUCUCUCCAGAAAACCCUGGACGUGGAAUAUGAGGACAACUACUGGGCUGAGGAUGCAGUCUUCAUGGAACGAAACAGCCGAGAUUUCAUCUCCAGGAUUCAGCGGGUCAAUGUUAAUGCUGAAGCAAUCGCCGAUGUCUUGAGCUCCUCACCACUGGUCAAGGAAGUCUAUUACCCCAAACACCGUCCUUCCCGAAUUUAUUACGACCAAUGUCGGAAUGCAGAUGGCGGAUAUGGAGGCUUGCUCAGCGUCACAUUCCGACAUGUCGAGGAGGCUGUCGUUUUCUUCGAUGCACUGGAAGUGCAGAAGGGUCCGAGUCUGGGUACCAAUUUCACCUUGAGCUGUCCAUUCGUCAUCUUGGCCCAUUACAACGAGCUUGAUUGGGCUGCUCAGUUCGGAGUCGAUGCUGACCUCGUCCGGAUAAGUAUUGGACUGGAGAAUACCGCCGAGUUGAGGUUCAUCUUCGAAAGCGCCUUGAAUGCAGUCGGCCAGCUUGGGCUUAACAAGAAGGCCACAAUUUAA